This is a messenger RNA of Heterocephalus glaber (naked mole-rat), 2055 nucleotides long. The record is from RefSeq and is a predicted model, not a curated record. Lineage: Eukaryota; Metazoa; Chordata; Mammalia; Rodentia; Bathyergidae.
CGGGGACGAGGCUAUAUAAAGCAUCCGUGCACCGUCCGCACCGACCUUUCCGAACGCACCAUUCAAGCCGGUCCGUGGACGCCAGCCUCGGAGCCGCAUCUGUUGAAUGUCCUUCAGUUGUCCAGUAAACACCGCUCGUCCCAGAGCGUGGGUCUGCGUUUGGAUUCAGGCGACCACGUGCUUCACAGCUUCUCUGCGGAAUUUGCAGAGCGUCCCUGGACAUGAGGCACUGUGGGUGCAGCAACUUCGGGCCCUUCGAUGGCUGCGCUGCGUCGGACGUUGCGGGUUCCGCCCCUGCUGGCCAGGUCGCGCGCCUCGGCGGGUCGGCAGGGCGGGCCCCUAACAACCUCUGGACUUUACGCCCCAGAAGCCUGGCUCUUAAAGCCUAGGGUGCGUGUGCCACGUGUUUGCAACUUUGACCUAAAACCUUCACUGGGUGACUCGUGUUCUCCGCCCGUGUCCUCAGCUUCUCUGGCCACUAGCUGCCUGGCAGAUCGCCACCUUUGGGACCAGCUGCAUGCUCAGCCCCGUCCGGGGAGUGUCCCCACCUUCGACUGGUUCUUUGGCUACGAGGAAGUACAGGGACUCCUCCUCCCGCUCCUGCAGGAAGGCCGGGCUGCCUGUCCACUCAGAGUGCUGGACGUGGGAUGUGGGACCUCAGGCCUGUGUACGGGUCUCUACACCCAGUCGCCACAUCCGGUGGACGUGCUAGGCGUGGACUUCUCUCCUGUGGCGGUGGCUCACAUGAACAGUCUCCUGGAAGGUGGCCAAGGCCAGAUCUCCCUGUCCCCAGGACACCCUGCCUCCCGCCUCCACUUCAGGAAAGCCAAUGCCCAGAACCUGGGACCCAUAGCUCCUUCAGGCUCCUUCCAGCUCCUGCUGGACAAGGGCACCUGGGAUGCCGUGGCCCGGGUUGGGCUUCCUGGGGCUCACCAGAUGGUGUUGGAGUGCCUUAGGGUCCUGAGCCCACAGGGGACCCUCAUCCAGUUCUCUGAUGAGGACCCAGAUGUGAGAUUACCCUGUCUAGAACAAACAUGCCAUGGCUGCACUGUGACCAUUCAGGAGUUAGGGCCUUUUGGGGGCAUCACCUACUUCGCUUAUUUUGUUAAAAGUGGUCAUUAAAACACUAGUCCUGACUAGGGUUUCCGUUGGGAAAGAAGAGGAUUGGAAAAAGCUUUGCUUUGGAGUGUGGACGACUGGAAGGAGAAUUCGGGUCCUGGCAUCCACAUCCUGCACUCCAGUUAACUCGCCUGCAGAGUGGGAAUGAUACCUGGGCUGCAUAUAGUCACCUGAGACAGCCAGUGGCACAAGAACUGCCUUUUCUCUUCUGAGUCUACAUGUACCAGCUCCGUGUGCAUGAGCACCACCUCACCUGGCUCUCCACUCCCGUCCUGGACGAAGGCCGUGGCUUCUGCUUCCUCACCAUCUGUAAGCAGCAGCAGCUCUUCCUGUGGCCACUGGAGAUUCCCCACCACCUUCAGUCUCCAAGACCUCCAUCAUGAUGGAGGGUAGACAGGGCUUUUGAGAGACUCCUUGGGCAAGGACAGUGGGGAGUUGACCCAACUGGAAGAUGAGCCAGCCAGGAUCCAGAUUGGGGAGGUACAUUACCAACCUGCACAUCCUGAUGACUUUCAAGCCUGUCUCCCUCUUCGGCUUUCCAGAGACGACUGGUCAACUUGGGACUUUCUGGUUGCCAGGAGCCCAGGCCAAGGCCUGUUCUGGCUUCCCGGCAUGAGGGCCAUGGUUGUGGCUCACAGUUUUGAGCACCGUUUUCCACUCCAACUGCCUUUUAAUUUUUGCCCCUUAAUCACUGUGAGGAGAGGGGGUGACAUGCUAGGAGAUCAUGGGCCUUAGGGGGCUGAGAGAAGCCCAAGAGGUGGAAGAGGAGCUUUGUUUUUGUUUACUCCCUAAAAGUAGACAGCAAGGGCGUUGGGAUUAGCGCCCUGAGUGAAGAGCAGUGACAGUGGACUUGAGAUUCUGACCCUUUGCUUACUGGUUUUCUCAAGCUGACUUGCCUAUUUGUGCCUUUAAUAAAUUUGUAUGUGGUGUUCACUA